This is a messenger RNA of Sarcophilus harrisii (Tasmanian devil), 1146 nucleotides long. It is a transcript of the gene WHR1, whose product is annotated as serine/threonine kinase 19. The coding region runs from base 20 to 775 and encodes 251 amino acids. The transcript is spliced from 7 exons. Gene Ontology annotation, biological process: positive regulation of Ras protein signal transduction; protein phosphorylation. NCBI's taxonomy places the organism in Eukaryota, Metazoa, Chordata, Mammalia, Dasyuromorphia, Dasyuridae. Gene Ontology annotation, molecular function: protein serine/threonine kinase activity. The record is from RefSeq and is a predicted model, not a curated record.
GGGUCGGGGGUCCCGGGCCAUGAGCCGGAAGCGGCCCCGGCUCGUCCCGGAAACCUUCGGGUGCAAGAGGCAACAAGGGCCAGGGGGGGCCGGUGAGGAAUUCCCGAAGGGGUCGGUGCGCAGGGCCCUUCGGGAACUGGGCCAAUUGUUCCCCAGGCGGCUCUUCCAGGACGCGCUGCCUCCCAUCGCCCUCAAGAGCCAGGUGUACAGCCUCGUGCCAGACCGGACCGUCGCCGACAGGCAGCUGAGAGAACUUCGGGAACAAGGGGAGAUUCGAAUCAUUCAACUUGGCUUUGAUUGUGAUGCUCAAGGGAUUGUCUUCACUGAAGAUUUUAGGACCAAAGCCCUGGAAUCUUGCAGGGGCUGGCCAUUUGAAGGGACAGUGAAGAAGUUUCUAGCCCUGGUACUUCCAGCCUGUGGAGACCUCAGCUUUCAACAGGAUCAGAUGAUCCAAACCUUUGGUUUUAGGGACUGUGAGAUAACGCAGCUGGUUAAUGCUGGAGUCCUCACAGUCCGAGAUGCUGGGAGCUGGUGGCUGUCAGUGCCAGGAGCUGGAAGAUUUGUAAAAUAUUUUGUUAAAGGGCGACAGGCAGUACUUGGAAUGGUUCGAAAGUCCAAGUAUCGGGAGCUGUCCCUUUCUGAGCUUCUAGGCAGACAGGCUCCUCUGUCUGUGCGGCUUGGUCUUCCCUAUCAUGUACAUGAUCUAAUUGGAGGACAGUUGCUUGACAUUGUCCCUACCACAUCUGGGACUCUUCUUCGCCUGCCUGAAACAUAAAGAUUCUGGUUAUAUCUAUUCCUACUUCAUGUGUAGAUAUAACCUGCAAUCCAAGAUGUCACUGUUGACUUAACACAGAUGGAAAUAGCAUUUCCAGAGGAGUCUUCCCUUGAAAGGUCUGGAGUUGAGACUACGCUUUGGCUCUCUGGGUUGAUGGGACAGAUAUAAUCAUUGUUGUUUAUAUUUUGGGCGGUGGGACCAUGCUUGUCCAACUCUGCCAAGGAGGAAGAUCAGAAACUAUGUCAAUGUUUUGGUUAUUGCCUUUCACAUAGAAUAUAUGUUAUUUUGUUAUAGAUGGAGUAGAUGCAGAGAGGAUGGAAUUCUCUUUUUUGCUUUUCAAAUCACCAAAUAAAUUAUUGUUUUUUCUGUGA